This is a messenger RNA of Salmo salar (Atlantic salmon), 2209 nucleotides long. Its product is annotated as 4-hydroxy-2-oxoglutarate aldolase, mitochondrial. NCBI's taxonomy places the organism in Eukaryota, Metazoa, Chordata, Actinopteri, Salmoniformes, Salmonidae. The record is from RefSeq and is a predicted model, not a curated record. Gene Ontology annotation, molecular function: (R,S)-4-hydroxy-2-oxoglutarate aldolase activity; 4-hydroxy-tetrahydrodipicolinate synthase activity. Gene Ontology annotation, cellular component: mitochondrion. Gene Ontology annotation, biological process: glyoxylate catabolic process.
UGAGAAUGUCCUAAUAGUGAUAUUGAACUGAAAGUGUAUAGAGAUCGGCAACUUUGGAGAGUGUAGGCCUAUAUUCUUGGGAGCGAACAACUCGACCUGUAGCGCAUAGAAUAAACAUGGGUAACGUACUGUAUUACUAGACUCGCUGAGGAAGGCCACCUGAUUUCCAAAGCUGGGAAAAUGUCAACCCCCCUUAACUUUUUGUCAAUAUUUAGAGAGCGUCGUUGUAUAUUAACUGGGCUGACAUAGUCUGUGCUACAUCUGUUGGUGUCGGCCACCGUACUUUGUCAACCCACCCGCUUCUGUAGCCAAAAUACAGAGGUUCCAUUUGACACGAUGUUCGGUGUCAAAACUCUCCGAACAGUCGGUCCAGCAGUGUGUAGACGUGGUGCCUCUGUGCUGUGGAAGCCAACUAGGACCCAGAGCCGAACCCAAAGCGCUGCGGCUGGACAGAGAGUGGACAUCGGGGGGAUCUACCCGCCCAUAGCCACGCCGUUCACUCAGAAAGAGGACGUGGACUAUCAGAAACUGGAUGAAAACCUGCAGAAAUAUGCAAAGAUUCCUUUCAAAGGUCUGGUGGUGCAGGGCUCUAAUGGAGAGUAUCCCUACCUGACGGAUGAGGAGAGGGUAGAGGUGGUGAGGAGGGUCAGACUGGCACUGCCCACAGACAAACUGGUCAUGGCAGGAUCCGGAUGUGAAUCCACCAAAGCUACGGUAGUGAUGACAGAGAGGAUGGCGGGGCCGGGGGCAGACCUGGUUCUCGUGGUAACGCCAUGCUUCUACAAGGGCAUGAUGGACAGCAGGGCGCUGGUUCACCACUUCACACAGGUGGCAGACAGUAGUCCAGUACCAGUAGUUCUGUACAAUGUCCCGGCUAACACAGGUCUGGACCUUCCUGUUGAUGCUGUGGUGAGACUGGCCCAACACCCUAACAUACUGGGACUCAAGGACAGCGGAGGAGACAUCACCAGGAUCGCUCUGAUCGUUCACAAAACGAAGCCGCAGGAUUUUCAGGUUCUGGCGGGUUCCGCUGGGUUCCUCAUGGCGGCGUAUUCCGUGGGUUGUGUGGGCGGUGUGUGUGCGCUUGCCAACGUUCUGGGUCGUGAGGUGUGUGAGCUGGAGCAGCUGUGUGUGUCGGGACGGUGGGAAGAAGCCAGUGCUCUGCAGCAGCGCCUCAUAGAGCCCAACACUGCUGUGACCAGGAAGUUUGGCGUUCCCGCUCUCAAGCAGGCGAUGGAGUGGUUUGGUUACCACGGCGGCACCUGUCGCUCUCCUCUUCAACCUCUCUCAGAGGCCGAAUUACAGCAGCUCAGACUGGACUUCUCCACCAAUGGCUGGCUCUGAAGGGGACAGGGGGCGGGACUGAGUAGAAGACAAGGGACUGGGCCUGCUCCAGGUUGAAGUUGGCAUCAUAGAAUAGAAUGUGGAUUUCCUUUCUACUCAUUCUUAUUAUAUGGUUGGCUCUAACCACAGAUCUAGGAUCAGGUGACUCUACACCCAGUCAUAACCUUAAACAUUAGGGAGUUGAGAAAAGAUGUGACCCUGUAUCAGUUGUUAGGGGCAACUGUUUCAUACAUGCAUAGCUUCCUUCCCUUCCUGGCCUUAAAUCUAAGAGGACUUGAUAGUUGAAAGCAAUAACCAAUCCAGUCCUUUCACCGAUCAGUGGUCAUGCUGCCUUGCUAUAUUCUUGGGACAGACCUCUCCUCAACAAACCUUUCAUCUCAAUGGGAUCACCUGUACAAAUAAAAUACAGAAAUAAACAGACAACUAAAAAGAAACAGAUUGUUGUAAAGAAGGGAAAAUACUGUGGCUCAAUGUGAUGAGACUUCCUCUGUUCCUGUUUGUCUAAAGUGUCCAAGGUUGCUCUAGCUAUGUGAGGAGAUAUGUCAACACCGUAGGACUGUAGGACUACCCUAAGGCCUCCCACCUGUAAUGGCCAUAGGGGUUUUGAUUGUGUCCCACAUCACACCCUAUUCACUACAUAGUGCACUGCUGUUGACCAGAGCCCUAUGGGUCCUGGUUAAAAGUUGUGCACUGUAUAGGGAAUGGGUUGCCAUUUUGGGACGCACACUUUGACCUGAAUUAAAUACAGCAGGAAAUAAAAAGAAAUGUAAGGAAUAAGAGUUUGUUUAUAUGCUCAAAGGAUGUUUUUCAAUCUGUUUCUUCCAGAUAGAGAGAGAAAUAAAGAGAAAGACAACCUACCCAGCAA